AUGGUGGUAGAAAAGGAUGAAAAAGAGCCUGGCUGCAGUGACAGUGAGGGUGCAGAAUACGAUGACUGUAGUGAAGGAGAGACUGAGACGGCAGCACAGGAGUCAACCGAAGCAAUGGGAGCUCAAGGGGAAACUGCUGCUGAUCCCAAAGAUAAUGUCCCUAAAGAAAAACAAACGAAACCAAAGACAAAAAGGAAAAGAAAAAGGUGGCUGCUGGUGAAUUUAACAACAUGUAAAUAUGAUUCAGUGAAACGUGUAACAAAGAAAUUUGGCUUUCGAGAAGUUAAUGAUGAAGAAGACUUCAUUUUAUACUGGACAGAUUACUCUGUCAGUCUAGAACGAGUCAUGGAUAUGAAAAAGUACCAGAAAAUAAAUCAUUUCCCUGGAAUGAGUGAAAUAUGCCGUAAGGAUCUGCUAGCUCGAAACAUGAAUCGUCUUUGGAAGCAGUUCCCUAAAGAUUACGCUAUUUUCCCAAAGACUUGGUGUUUACCAGCAGACUAUGGAGAGCUUCUCGCUUACAGUCGACAAAAGAAGAGCAAAACAUUCAUAGUUAAACCUGAUAGUGGCAGCCAGGGACGUGGUAUUUUUCUUACCAGGUCUCCUAAGCAAGACAUUAACCCUGGAGAAGAUGUUAUUUGUCAACAGUAUGUAACUAAACCCUUCUUGGUUGAUGGGUUUAAAUUCGAUCUUCGUAUUUACGCUUUGGUGACGUCAUGCGACCCAUUAAGAAUUUUUGUAUUUGGCGACGGCUUAGCACGAUUUGCCACUGUCAAAUACACGGAUCCAACAAACAGUAAUUUGGAUAACAUGUUCCUGCAUCUUACCAACUAUUCAAUCAAUAAGGCCAGUGAUGAUUUUAUAAGAGACGAAGAAACAGGCAGCAAACGGAGAAUAACGACAUUGAAUAGAUGGUUUGUUGAGCAUGGCUAUGAUAUCGACCAAAUUUGGGGGAGAAUUGAUGACAGUAUUAUCAAGACACUGAUAUCAGCCCAUCCGACCUUGAAGCACAAUUAUCGAACAUGCUUUCCAAAUCACAAUAAAGGGAGCGGUUGUUUUGAAAUUCUUGGCUUCGACAUUCUUCUCGAUAAGAAGUUAAAGCCUUGGGUAAUAGAGGUAAAUCACUCCCCAAGCUUUACAACCGAUUCUAAACUAGACAGAGAAAUCAAAGACGCAUUUUAUGACACUUUAAGACUUGUGAACUUCUCGUUGUGUGAUAAAAAGAAGUGCAUUGAAGAAGAAAGAAGAAAAGUCAGGGAACGACUAUUGCAGAAGCCUAAAGGAAAAGAUCACAAACGCGAAGAUGAUCAAGACAACACAGCUGACCUGGAAACACUGACAAAAUACGAAGAUAAGCAUCUCGGGAAUUUUAGGCGCAUUUAUCCGGAAGGCAACGAGGAAAAAUACAUCAUUUUCGAAAACAGUUGUUCGCUGUUUCAAGAAACAGCCGCUUCGAAGGCGCGUUCAGAGUGCGCACGCAUCCAGCGAGAGGAAAUAAAACAAAAGAAUCAGGAGGUUGAUAUUAUGCGGAAGAAGAAUUGUGGGAAAAGAAUAUCAGCUGACGGAGUGCGACCAGAAAGCCCCCGGCCAGGGAGGAGGAUACGCAGGGAUCGUCAUCAUUACAAGUCAAAGGAUCAUAAAUUAAAGCAAAAAGAAUUCGAUUCUUCUAAACCGAUGCCAAUCGAUGAAAACGAUGAGCUGGAAAGAAUCAGUGCCAUGAUGCAAAGAGACAGCCUCAUUCGCAGUUUGGGUGUGGUUGAUCAAGUUCAUCGCAUGUUGAGUGGAACUUCUCCUUCGAAAAGAGGCAAUGAAGAUCAAAAGGAUGAUGCGAAAAAGACUCAAGACAACGGACCACAAAAGCCUCCGACUUUGCACAAGGCGCGACCCCACAGUAACAAUACACAGAGUAUCACCAUACGAUCAUAUUUAGGACGGUUUUUAGCCCAGUCAAAACCUAGCAUUGGGUUGAACCCAAUCGUUACUUCUGCAGUGACUACAGAUAAGCCUAGCAAUGCGCAGCCAGUGAAAAUUCCACAGUCGCAAUCUAGCCAGAGUAUUGACAAACGCAAUGUUUUACCCUUUGGUGUCAACUACUCAGCGCUACACAGGCCUAAACUUAACAGCAGAAAUCCGACCGGGCCUACUCGGACAUUUCAUGGAAGUUCAGUCAUUGAGCAGGAAAUACGUGCUUUGGCCCGGUUAGAGAACGAUAGCGGUAACUUAGAUAAGUAUGAAAGACUUGAGAAACAAUUACAAAAUACCGGAUCCAUUGUUUUGAAUAAUCGACACCUUGAACAGCGAAUGAGCAAUCCGGAAAUUCUCAGUCCACCAUACGGCCCAAUCUUACCAUCUCAAACAUACUCGAACCUGAAUCGAUACUGCAAGCCGGACCAGAGUGUGGGCUUAUCAAUAAUAUCUACUCCGGCACCGGUCCAGUAUAAAGAGGAUAUCCAAACAAAGACCGCUAUUGGAUCAAUUGGCUCCGGUCCUCUUGAGAUCAAUGGCAUCUGUAGCAAAACUACGAAGACCCAGCGGGCACGUGGGGCAUCAAAUACUGUUCGAUUAAAACAAAUGGAGCUGGUUGAAAGCAGAGCUUUAGCUUUGAGCUAACAUUCAACGAAGACAAAAAGAGGAAAAGGAACGAGGAGUUGUUUGAUGGUAAAUACACCCCAUGGACGAUUCUUAAACUUAAAAUCAGGAAUUUUAGUG
This is a messenger RNA of Rhopilema esculentum, 2706 nucleotides long. Lineage: Eukaryota; Metazoa; Cnidaria; Scyphozoa; Rhizostomeae; Rhizostomatidae. The record is from RefSeq and is a predicted model, not a curated record.